Messenger RNA from Mercurialis annua (annual mercury), 1303 nucleotides. Its product is annotated as ABC transporter I family member 20. The transcript is spliced from 7 exons. Gene Ontology annotation, molecular function: ATP binding; ATP hydrolysis activity. Lineage: Eukaryota; Viridiplantae; Streptophyta; Magnoliopsida; Malpighiales; Euphorbiaceae. The coding region runs from base 31 to 1008 and encodes 325 amino acids. The record is from RefSeq and is a predicted model, not a curated record.
ACGGAAACUGAAAUUCACAAGAGAAGAAAAAUGGAGGUUAAGCAGGCAACAAUUGAGAUCAAGGGUCUAAAAUUCACGUACCCGGGAAUCGACGGUCAUCCACCGCCGGGAUCAAAGCCGUUGAUUGAUGAAUUCAAUCUGACAUUGAAAUCCGGUGAGAGAUGCCUUCUUGUUGGAUCCAAUGGCGCCGGAAAAACGACGAUAUUGAAGAUAUUGGGAGGGAAACAUAUGGUGGAUGCUGAGAUGGUUCGGGUUUUAGGGAGGUCGGCUUUUCAUGAUACCGGUUUGACUUGUUCUGGUGAUCUUUGUUAUCUUGGUGGAGAGUGGAGACGGGAAGUUGCUUUUGCUGGGUUUGAGGUUCCCAUACAAAUGGAUGUUUCUGCACAAAAAAUGAUAUUUGGCGUAGCUGGAAUUGAUCCUCAAAGAAGAGAUGAAUUAAUCAAGGUGUUAGAUAUUGAUCUGUCAUGGAGGUUGCACAAGGUUUCUGAUGGUCAGAGAAGAAGAGUACAAAUUUGCAUGGGUCUGCUGAAGCCAUUUAAGGUGCUUUUGCUUGAUGAGAUAACAGUUGAUCUUGAUGUGCUAGCGAGGGCUGACCUUCUCAAGUUCCUUAGGAAAGAAUGUGAAGAAAAGGGUGCAACGAUCAUUUACGCAACACAUAUAUUUGAUGGUUUAGAGGAGUGGCCAACACAUAUUGUUUACGUGGCUCAUGGAAAGUUGCAAUUCGCAAUGCCAAUGGAAAAAGUGAAGGAGAUUAGUAAUUUGUCACUUAUGAGAACAGUAGAGAGCUGGCUGAGGAAAGAAAGAGAUGAAGAGAAGAAGAGAAGGAAAGCAAGAAAGGCGAGUGGUCUUCCAGAAUUCGAGAAACAGAUGGAUGGAAGUCGAGUGACUGGCGAUCCAGCUGGUGUCGCUGUUCGGGUGAUGAACAAUGGCUGGGCUGCUGGAAGACUUCAUUCUACCAUUGCGGGUGAAGAGAAUUUUGUCCUGAGCUCAAAUAGAGUUCUGAGGUAAUUCUGAUACAGAACAGAUACAAUAGCUUGAGUCUUAUUUAAUUUACUAAAACUUCAUAGGCAAUGGAUCUGUGAUUUAUUCUGUUGUACCCCCAUAAUUGAGCAUAAAGAUCAAUAAAUUCCUACAUAUUAUCUCUUAUGUCUGUCCAUAAGUUUGGACCUCUGUUGCAUUAGAAAGGGUUAAAUAAAUGUAAAUAAAAUUGCAAACUAUAGGUAUUUUGUAAUUUUUGCAAUUCAGAAUAUGAUUACAGAUUGAAAAUCUGAUUAAUUAGUGUUAAUGUGGAUGUUGGAAUUAA